Messenger RNA from Oryza brachyantha (malo sina), 1986 nucleotides. RefSeq names its product protein DEFECTIVE IN MERISTEM SILENCING 3. Bases 127 to 1338 code for a protein of 403 amino acids. Lineage: Eukaryota; Viridiplantae; Streptophyta; Magnoliopsida; Poales; Poaceae. The transcript is spliced from 8 exons. The record is from RefSeq and is a predicted model, not a curated record.
GCCACCGUCGCCUGCUCUGUCGCGCGCGUUCGUGCGCAGGACAGCGCGCCGGUGGCAUCGGCUUCGCCGCGGCGAUGGUGGGGAGAUUUGCCACCUAGCUUCCUGGUUCAACCUGCAGAGCGCGGCAUGGAGGCUCCACUGACGCUGCAGAUAUUCGAGUUCACCAGUAAGGAGAUGCAGGAGGAGCUGCAGAAGCUGGGGCUCAAGGUGAACCACCACGAGGAGAACAUUAGGUUUCUCAGGUCUGAGCUAAAUGUCAUCGAGGAGUUGUGUGCCGACCUGGGAAUUAAAAUUGGCAAUUAUUAUUCAUCAAUGGCGGCCAUUUCAAAUAAUGACACAUCUGUUGAAGAAGCGGAACAGCGCACUAUUCAAAGUAUACUCAAUCAGGAUGAGACAGCAGCGGGGAUUAUCUGCCAACUGAAAGUCCGUCAUUAUCAGCAUGCGUCAAAGCUUCCACUGGUGAAAGAUGUUCUUGGUAUUGUUGCUACUUUGGGAAAAUUAAAUGAUGAUAACCUUAGCAGAAUACUCUCAGAGUACUUGGGAUUGGAUAAUAUGCUUGGUGUCGUCUGCAAGACUUAUGAUGGUGUCAAGGGUCUUGAAACAUAUGACAAGGAAGGUAUAAUUGAUAAAACCAGUGGCAUUCAUGGCCUAGGUCGCACAAUUGGAAAAUUUGUAGAUGGAAGAUUCACUGUAUUUUGUCUUGAAAAUAUAAGGCCAUUUUCUGGUGAUUUGAUGAUCAAUGAUCCACAGAGAAAACUUCUUUUGCAUAAGCCAAGGUUGCCUAAUGGGGAGAUUCCUCCUGGUUUUCUGGGUUUUGCAGUAAAUUUGAUACAUUUGGACCAGACAAAUUUGAGUUGUCUCACAGCUGGGGGCCAUGGUCUUAGGGAAACUUUGUUUUACAGCCUGUUUUCUCAUUUGCAAGUCUAUAAGACGAGAGCUGAAUUGCGAAAUGCUAUUCCAUUGAUAAAUGAUGGUGCUGUGUCUUUGGAUGGUGCUAUACUGAGGCCUAAUGGCUCAUUCUGCCUAGGAAAUAGGACAAGCUUGGGUAUAAAAUUUCCUGUAACCGUAAAUCUUGGUGUCUCAAACUUACCUGGAACUAUAACUGAACUGGAAGAGCAAGUUAAACAUAAGAACUGGGAAAAGGAAAGGCUUCUUGAGGACAUGAAAAGAGAAGGAGAUUUGUUGAGCCAAGUUAAGGAUUUGUUCAGCAAGAAAAAGCAUCAGCUCAUGGAAUAUCUCACUCAACCAGCAAUGAGAGUACAGGGUUCACCAACAGUUCGUUCACCAGCUACCCCUGGAAGUAAUCCAUUUGGUGCAAAGCCUUCCCACCUGCGGUGACAGCAUAAACGCUUAGCUAAAUACAUGCAUUCCCUUCUCAUUGGAGUUAGGUAGAUGAUGGCCUCAUGCCUGCAGAGCCAGCUGCAUUUUGCAACUAUCUUGAUGUUAGUUUCAGGGGCACAGUUGGAACCGUGAUAAGGUGGACAUACAUAACUGACAAACCAUCAGAUCAUAAGUUAGGGUGUCACUUUGCUGUCUGCAGCAGAUUACCCCGUUAGUUUUCCUUCGCUUUCACUAGCUUUUUUGCAUCUUCCAAAGGAAGAUGAUAGAAGGGGUUCCAUCUAACCAAAUUCAAGUAAAGAAUUGAAGGAACAUGCAAAUGACGUGGUUUCUCCAUUAAUUGAUUCAAAGUAUGCUUUCUGAACAUCCUUGCUGGAUGAUGCAAAGGAACUUUUGUUUUGAACAUCCUUGCUGGAUGGUGUAGACGAAACUUACAAUUGGUGAAGAGAAACAGCUUGAUGAGAAUCAUUCAUUUUAAUUUCUCUUACUGAUUUUUAAGUGAUGGUCCUAAACUGUUUGUAGCCAGGGCUGUAUAACCACGGUACCAUCACUUGUAUAUGGCAUCAACACAAGUACAUGCGUGUUGCUGCCGUUUGAUGUAGUUUUCAGAUGAUCUAUGUUUUUGUUCGCAAUACAUUCAGUAACAGU